Molecule: messenger RNA, 2098 nt
Organism: Anopheles maculipalpis
Lineage: Eukaryota; Metazoa; Arthropoda; Insecta; Diptera; Culicidae
Gene: hook
Product: protein hook
Exons: 4
Coding region: 35-2089 (684 amino acids)
Biological process (GO): cytoskeleton-dependent intracellular transport; cytoplasmic microtubule organization
Cellular component (GO): cytoplasm; centrosome
Molecular function (GO): dynein light intermediate chain binding; microtubule binding
Source: RefSeq, a predicted model, not a curated record
CUGGCUCUAUCCGGGUGAACGCGCUACAAAGGGAAUGGAAAACGAUAAGAUGGAAAUCUACGAAUCAUUGAUACGCUGGCUGAGCGUACUGAACCUAUCCGCACCCCAUCAAACGGUGCAGGAUCUUUCGGAUGGGGCAGCACUCGCCCAAGCCCUAAAUCAAAUCGCACCGGAAGUUUUCACCGACAGUUGGCUGUCCAAGAUAAAGUCUGACGUCGGCGCUAACUGGCGGUUGAAGGUGAGCAAUCUGCGAAAAAUCAUCGAAGGCAUCUACGUGUACUAUCAGGACGAGCUGAGCUUGAACCUGUCGGAAGAGUUGCGUCCCGAUGCGCUGCAAAUUGCGGAAAAAUGUGAUCCACACGAGCUGGGCCGUUUACUGCAGCUCAUACUAGGCUGUGCGGUAAACUGUCUCGAAAAGCAAAAGUACAUCACCCAAAUCAUGGAGCUGGAAGAAUCGUUGCAACGGAACAUAAUGGCCGCACUGCAAGAUAUCGAGUACAUCUGGCAGGGUGCAUCUCCUUCCCGCAACUCAAUCAACACGACCACCAGUUUGGAUGUGAAAACGUUGCAGGAAGACCGAGACACACUUGCCCAGAAGUGUCACGAAACGAACAAAAAGAUGCUAGGGCUGAUCGAGGAGAAAGCGGCAUUGCAGCAGGAAAUUACUAAGCUGCAAGCUAUCAUCGGGCGGUACGAAAAUCCAAACCUAAUCGGUGACGACGGUACCUCGCUUGGGCCGAUUCAGCUCGGUUCCUCGCGCUACAACGAUCUGCGCAAGCUGGUGGACAGUUUGAAAGAUGAGCUGCUGCAGGCAGAAACGGCUCGAGAUGAUCUGAAGAUGAAGUCGAUGAUUCAGGAGAAGGAGAUCGCCGAGCUGCAGGUACGGAUCGAUGAACUACACGCUGCAACGGCCGAGAUUGCACAGCUUAAGGACGAAAUCGACAUCCUGAAGGAGGCGAACGAGAAGCUAAAAAUCUAUGAAACGCAACUCCAAACUUACAAGAAAAAGUUGGAGGACUAUAACGAUCUACGCAAGCAGAUCAAGCUACAGGAAGAGCGCAGUGCCGACUAUCUGAAGCAAAACCUGGAGUACGAGGAAGAGGCCAAAAAGUACGCCGGACUAAAGGGACAGGUAGAGCUGUACAAGAAAAAGAUUCAGGAUCUGCACGGCAUGUUGGACGAAGAGAUGGGCAAAACAGUGCGUGCGGAGUUUGAGUACAACCAGCUCCAGGGACAGCUGGCGGUUGUGCAGCGAGAAAAGGAAAAUUUCCUCCGCGAGCGGGACACAUUGCGAGAAGCGUUGGAUGAGCUCAAGUGUGGUCAGGCAGCUGGUUCGGGUGGAGUUGGUGGUCAUGGAGCGGGUGGAAACACGAUGUCAAAGGAGCUACAUUCGAACGAUCUGCACGAACGUAUCGAACGAUUAGAGCGUGAAAACAAGGCUUUACGCGAGGGUCAAGGCGGUCAGACGGCACUUUCGCAAUUGCUCGACGAUGCAAAUCAGCGUAACGAAAAACUGCGUGAGCAGCUUAAAUCCGCUAAUCAGAAGAUUCUUUUGCUCAGCCAGCAUCAUACCGAGGAUGGAAUUAGCAAGAGCGAACUGGAAAUGCAGAUGAAACAAACGCUGGAGCUUGGCGAACAAAAUUCCUCUCAGCAGAUGGAGGAAGCGCAACUGCAGCUCAAUAAUUUGCACAGCAAAAUUGCAAGCCUAGAAGCAGCUCUUGUCGGCAAGGACCAGGAACUACAGGCAGCCGAUGUGCGUUAUAAGAAGUGUGUCGAAAAAGCGAAGGAAGUGAUCAAAACACUUGAUGCACACGCAAUUAGUGAAGCACUGCUGAUGGAUAAGGUCGAUUCACCCGGAGGACCCGCUGUGGAUGGUACACUACCGGUAGGAAACGGCAACUCUUCCCGUCCACCGAUGGGCCAACAAGAGGAACAGCUAAUUGCAACCGCAUUCUAUCGGCUCGGGAUGGUCUGCCAUCGGGAAGCGGUCGAUGCACGUUUACUAAGCGGACCAGGACAAAGCUUUCUUGCCCGUCAGCGACAACCGGCGGCAAGAAAACCGCUAAACGCAAAUUAUGGCAAGAAAUGAUCGCUCGUC